Messenger RNA from Oxyura jamaicensis (ruddy duck), 1907 nucleotides. RefSeq names its product mahogunin ring finger 1 (gene MGRN1). Bases 94 to 1770 code for a protein of 558 amino acids. The transcript is spliced from 18 exons. Gene Ontology annotation, biological process: negative regulation of G protein-coupled receptor signaling pathway; endosome to lysosome transport; protein ubiquitination. NCBI's taxonomy places the organism in Eukaryota, Metazoa, Chordata, Aves, Anseriformes, Anatidae. Gene Ontology annotation, molecular function: ubiquitin protein ligase activity. The record is from RefSeq and is a predicted model, not a curated record. Gene Ontology annotation, cellular component: early endosome; plasma membrane; cytoplasm.
CGCGGGUAGGGGCAGGGGCAGGGGCAGGGGUACGGGUGCGCGUGCGGGCCGCUCCCCGCCGCUCCGCGCCCCCGGCCGGCCCCCGCCGCCGCCAUGGGCUCCCUGCUCAGCCGGCGCAUCGCGGGCGUGGAGGACAUCGACAUCCAGGCCAACUCGGCCUACCGCUACCCGCCCAAGUCCGGAAACUACUUUGCAAGUCACUUCUUCAUGGGAGGCGAGAAGUUUGACACCCCUCACCCCGAGGGCUACCUUUUUGGCGAGAACAUGGAUCUAAACUUCCUUGGGAACAGACCCGUUCAGUUUCCCUAUGUAACUCCAGCUCCACAUGAGCCUGUGAAGACACUGAGAAGUCUGGUGAAUAUCCGCAAAGACUCUCUCCGCCUUGUGAGGUAUAAAGAUGAUGUUGACAGUCCUACUGAGGAGAAUGGGAAGCAGAAGGUCCUGUACAGCCUGGAGUUCACGUUCGAUGCGGAUGCCCGUGUUGCCAUCACAAUCUACUGCCAGGCUACGGAGGAGUUUGUCGGUGGCAUGGCAGUAUACAGCACAAAGAAUCCCUCUCUGCAGUCUGAGACGGUUCAUUACAAGAGAGGGGUAAGCCAGCAAUUCUCCCUGCCUUCCUUCAAGAUUGAUUUCUCGGACUGGAAGGAUGAUGAGCUGAACUUUGACUUGGACCGCGGUGUGUUUCCUGUGGUCAUCAGAGCGGUGGUGGAUGAAGGGGACGUGGUGGUUGAGGUGACAGGUCACGCCCAUGUUCUUCUGGCUGCAUUUGAAAAGCACGUCGAUGGCAGUUUCUCUGUGAAGCCAUUAAAGCAGAAGCAGAUCGUUGACCGCGUGAGCUACCUGCUUCAGGAGAUCUACGGCAUCGAGAACAAGAACAACCAAGAGACCAAGCCUUCGGAUGACGAGAACAGUGACAACAGCAACGAGUGUGUGGUUUGCCUGUCGGACCUCCGCGACACUCUCAUUCUGCCCUGCAGACACCUCUGUCUGUGCAAUUCCUGCGCUGACACCCUGCGCUACCAGGCCAACAACUGCCCCAUCUGCAGGCUGCCCUUCCGCGCCCUGCUGCAGAUCCGAGCUGUGAGGAAAAAGCCAGGGGCUCUGUCACCGGUGUCGUUCAGCCCUGUCCUGGCGCAGAGCGUUGACCAUGACGAGCACUCCUGUCUCUUUAAACCCCUUAAAGUGAACACUGUCUCCCUGCCCAGCAGGAAACCUAGAAGGGACACAAGCUCUGACAACAUCCCUCCGGGCUACGAGCCCAUUUCCUUGCUGGAAGCUCUGAACGGCCUCCGCUCCGUCUCCCCCUCCAUCCCGUCAGCUCCUCUGUAUGAAGAAAUCAGCUACUCUGGCGUGGUGGAUGGGAUGCCCCCCGCGAGCCGGCCGCUUGUUGGGAUGGACAGAGCCGUGGAGAGCAGCCACCAGAAGGGCAAGCGGAGCAAAUCUCCAGAUAGCACGCUACGGUCUCCCUCGUCCCCGAUCCACGAGGAGGAUGAAGAGAAGCUCUCUGAGGACUCGGACUCACAGCCAGCACUGGGCGGGGGCGAGCUGGUCCUGAGGGAGACCAGCUCCCCAGAAAGCGUGGCAGGGGAGGAGAUUGAGGAGGCCUUGUCCCUGCAGCAGGGUAGCUGCCCUCCCUCUGUCGAAGACGUCCUGCAGGACGGCGGCUGUGGCGAGCACAGGAGCCUGACGCAGUCCGAGACCGACCCUCCGGUAGACAUCUACCUGCCAGCACUGGGUCCCGACUCCUGCUCUAUCGGUAUAGAGGAGUAACCGGCUCGUCCGACUUCGCCCAGGCGCUCCCCGGCCCCGGCAGCCCCACGCAGCCCCUCCUGCUGGAGCCGACGCGGCUGCACCUGGAGGACGAGCACGGCCGGCCCUGAGCGCCCCGCACCGGCACCGGGACCCGG